UUAUUUAUAAGAAAUAUAAAAAAAAACAACUGAAGAAAAAGAAUUAAAAAUUCCGUUAACGUAACCGUGGUUUAACAACUGGCCUUUGUGAGAGAAGAAGAAGAAAAAAAAGUAAAAUUCGAAGUGAAAUUAUUUUCAGUGACAAUACUGGCCAUUAUGUAAUGAAUGCUGUAAAUUGCAAACAAGGCCCAUAACAAGAUGUCCCCCACAAAGGUGUUGUUUUUGGCAAUCUUGGCAGUUCUAUUGCCAAUCGUACAAAAUUAUGACACAAAAUAUACCAAAGCGAGUAUACCGUUAUGGAAACAAAGGGCCUGUGAAAAGGCUCAAAAGCAAAAAGCCAAUUCUCAUUAUACCUGCGAUGAUAAGGGCGAUGUUAAAUGCCUACCAGGAUGGCAAGGAGAUUUAUGUCAAGUGCCCAUGUGUCGCAAGGGCUGUGACCCCAUGAAUGGCUAUUGUCAACGUCCGGGCGAGUGCCGCUGUCGCAUUGGCUACACUGGAGAAUUAUGCGAUAAAUGCAUUCCAUUGCCCGGCUGUCAGCACGGUGACUGCACCAAACCCUUCGAAUGCAUUUGUCGUCCUGGCUGGGAUGGGCUCUUCUGUACGGAACCCUCUUGUCGUGAGGGCUGCCACAACACACGUGGCUACUGUGAGGCUCCCAAUGAGUGUCGUUGUCGCAUUGGCUGGGCUGGACGUAAUUGCAGUGAUUGUGCCGUGUUGCCCGGCUGUCAGCAUGGCACCUGCAACAAGCCAUUGGAAUGCAAUUGUCUGCCGGGAUAUACGGGUCUAUUGUGUCAAUUGCCCAUUUGUGCCUCAGACUGUCAUAAACAACAUGGUUAUUGCAAGAAGCCGGGAGAGUGUCGCUGCAAAGUCGGCUGGACGGGUCCCAAAUGCGAUCAAUGUUUCCCCUAUCCCGGCUGUGUGAAUGGAGACUGUGAGAAGCCAUGGGAGUGUAACUGUAAGCCAGGCUGGGGUGGCAUACUGUGCGAUGAAGCCCUCACCUAUUGCAAGGAGAAUCCGAAUAUCUGUGAAAAUGGUGGAAAAUGCAUAUCGUUGACCAAAGAAGAUGGCAGCUAUCAUUGCCAGUGUCGCCAGGGUUAUUUGGGUAAAAACUGUGAAAUUAUUGAUGAAUUUUUGAUAACCUCCACGGUGGCACCCAGAAUAACCCCACCACCACCCUUGGAUUGGGAAACGGCCGACAUUGCCGAUGAUAUAAAUGAAAAUCUUAUUAGGCGUACUAAUGUUACACAAAAUCUGGCAGCUACCAGGAAACCCUCGGUAAUUACUCCAAUUACCAAGGAGGGUGUAACUGAGAGCCAUGAAAAAAUUCCUCUCAAAAAUAGGUUCAAUUCCACUACACCCAAACCGGUGGUGGUCAUAACUCCCAGUACCCCAACUGCUGUGCCGAAUUUGAAAUUGGGAAAUAAAUUUGAAAAUUUAUUAAAUAUAUCGGGAUCGGAUAUAAUUGGUACUGCCACCACAAAUAUGCUGAAUACUAAGGAUUCUCUCAAGGAUUCUUUGAAGGCAACUAAAAAUUCCAGUAAUAAAACACAAAACGCGACCACAAUGUCUCCCCUAAGUCGGCUUGAGGAGGAGCAACAUCAGCCGACAUUUGGGGUCAAGAACAAGGAGACUUCUCUAAAAGCUGGCUCACAGCAAACAAAGGUGGAAACCGAAGAGGAGGAGGAGGAAGAUGAUGAAGAAUGCACCGAAGAUGAUAAUGACGAAGAUUGUGAAUACGAAGAUGAUGAAGAAGAGGAGGAAACCGAUGAUGAAGAGUAGGAAGAUGAAUGAUCAUUUAGUUAACAUUUGUAUUUAGUCAAGAUAUUUAUAUUUAAUUUAUUUAUUUAAAAAAAUAAUA
Musca domestica (house fly) is the source of this 1858-nucleotide messenger RNA. RefSeq names its product tenascin (gene C901). Gene Ontology annotation, biological process: cell communication. Bases 199 to 1779 code for a protein of 526 amino acids. The record is from RefSeq and is a predicted model, not a curated record. Lineage: Eukaryota; Metazoa; Arthropoda; Insecta; Diptera; Muscidae. Gene Ontology annotation, cellular component: membrane. The transcript is spliced from 8 exons. Gene Ontology annotation, molecular function: Notch binding.